UGUGGCGGGGUUCCGGGAACAGGCCGGGGCGUGGCAAGGAGGCUCGGGCCGCGCGGGUCGCUGAGGUUGCGGCGGCACCGCGGCCCUGUGCUUGGUCCGUCUGUUCUCCCGUCUGUCUGUCUGUCUCGCCAUGGCUGCGCCGGCGCCCUCUCCGCGGACCCUGUUGCUGCUGCUGCUGCUGCUGCCGCCGCCUCCGGGUGCCCAAGGUGAGCUGUGCAGGCUUGUUGGCGAAGACAGCCUGAUCCCAGAGUCCUGUCCUGAUUUUUGCUGCGGCUCCUGUUCCAGCCAAUACUGCUGCUCUGAUGUGCAGAAGAGGGUCCAGUGGGAUGAGGAUACGUGUACUGAGCCAGAGGCCAGAUUUUCCAUCCACCCGGAGACACUGGAGCAGCUGGGUUCGGCGCUGAGAUUUCGAUCCAGUUUUGACAGUGACCCCAUGUCAGGGUUUGGAGCGACUGUCGCCAUUGGCGUGACCAUCUUUGUGGUGUUCAUCGCCACCAUCAUCAUAUGCUUUACCUGCUCCUGCUGCUGUCUGUAUAAGAUGUGCUGUAACCGACCACGCCCCGUCGUGACCAACACCACAACCACUACUGUGGUUCAUACUCCUUACCCUCAGCCUCCAAGUGUGGCCCCCAGCUACCCUGGACCAACGUACCAGGGCUACCACCCCAUCCCCCCUCAGCCAGGAAUGCCAACAGCACCCUACCCGACGCAGUACCCACCACCCUACCUGGCCCAGCCUGUGGGUCCACCAGCCUAUCAUGAGAGCUUGGCUGGAGGUUCAGCUGUACCCUGCUCUGCCAGCCAGCCUCCAUACAACCCGGCCUACAUGGACCCCCAAAGGCAGUUCCCUGAGCCUGCUCCCACCUCUCUGGCUGCCAUUUGAUUAUGUCAUGUGUGAGUGAGUGGUAUGCAGAGUUCUUUCCUGCUCUCUGUGCUGUGUGUGCCUUGUCUAAACAUGUGGCUUCCUCUGAUGCUGACCAGGUAGGCACAGAUCCUUACCAGUGUGGCUUGGGACCAACCUUGUUUUCUUCCUCACUUAAAAUUCUACUUUCUGAAAUCUCAAGUAAAUUAAAAAUAUUGGGGUAGGAAGUAUUUCCCAGUUCACCCCAGGGUGACCAGCCGUGGUCUGUCACACUUAGGAGAGCAAGCUUUUUGUGGGCACAAAUCCUGCUCUGGAGGGUAGCCAGCUAGCUGCUGCUCAGGGCCAUGGCUUGUGCCCAGGGCUUGGCUGCAUUUUGCAGUGAGGCAGGUAGGUAGGCAGAACAAGGGGCCCGGCUGCAGCUCAGUGGUGGGUCAGCUCCUGAUGUCAGCACACCAGGCAGAGCAUCAUCUGCCCACCGUCAGCUGUCUAGAC
Peromyscus eremicus (cactus mouse) is the source of this 1354-nucleotide messenger RNA. RefSeq names its product shisa family member 5 (gene Shisa5). The transcript is spliced from 6 exons. The record is from RefSeq and is a predicted model, not a curated record. Bases 131 to 883 code for a protein of 250 amino acids. Gene Ontology annotation, cellular component: endoplasmic reticulum. Lineage: Eukaryota; Metazoa; Chordata; Mammalia; Rodentia; Cricetidae. Gene Ontology annotation, biological process: positive regulation of canonical NF-kappaB signal transduction.